AUGAAUUCUCCAUCAACAAGUGUAAUUUAUGGAUUUUUUCAAUCUGCAUGUUCUCAUCCCCAAAAAGCAGCAGUUGAACUUGAUGGUCAAAUGUGGACUUAUGGUGAACUUUUGUCAAAUGUUAUUUGUGUUGCUUCUCAUUUGAAUAUUGAAAUUGGUCAAAUUGUUUUUCAAUAUGUUGAACGAAGUUUGGAAAUGAUAUGCGGUAUUUUAGGAAUUCUUUGUGCAGGUGGUGUGUAUUGUUCAUUAAAUUCGGACGAACCAAUUAAACGUACUCGAACAAUUCUUGAUGAAGUUCACGGACAAUUUGUUUUAAUUCAUGAAAAUACACGAGAAAAAUUUCUUCAAGUCAAUUCUCAACAAAUCAAAACGAUCGAUUUAGCUGAAAUUCUUUCGAAAAAGAUUCCCGAAGAAUUUUUUCAAAAAGAAUUCAUCUUAACACAAGAGAAUUUUUCUUUUAUUAUUUGUACAUCUGGUAGUACAGGUAAACCUAAAGUUGUAUUACAUACUCAUAGAAGUCUUGCAGCACAUGUUCUUAUUCGAAAUAAUUGGCAAAGAAAAGAUGUGGAUAAAUUUCUUCAAUUAGCUGCAUCAUCAUGGAUUAUUCAUGUGCUUGAAAUUUUCAUAACAUUAACAUCAGAUACAGCAGCAACUCUUGUUCUUUUACGACCAGGUGAUCAUUUAAAUACAGAUCGACUUUAUAAAACAAUCAAAGAAAAACAAGUCACUAUUAUUCGAAUAAGUUCAUCGAUGUUGAAAUUAUUAAUUGAUUAUAUGGAAUUAACGAAGAAAAAAGAUGAUGAUAUUCUUGAAAAUAUUCGCAUUUUAUGUCUUGGAGGAGAUCCUCCUAAAAUUCAUUAUGUUCUCAAAUUAAAAUUCUUUAUGCCAAAUGCACGUAUUUUCUUUGUUUAUGGUUUAAGUGAAGGUACAGCUGCUGUUGGAUGUUACUAUGAAUUUACUGGUAAUGAAACAAUGGAUGGUGUUCAUACUUUACCAAUUGGUUAUCCACAAUUAGGUUAUAAAUGUUUACUUAUUAAUACUGAUAAUAAAGAAAUCAUUUCUUCAUCAACUCCUCAUGUUAUUGGUGAAUUAUAUAUUGGAGGUCGUGGUAUCUUUCAUUGUUAUUAUGGAAAUCCUGAAUUAACGGAGAAAACCAAAAUGAUCAUUAACAAUGAACGAUUCUUUAAAUCAGGUGAUUUAGCUGAAUACAAUGAAAAAGGAGAACUUGUCUACAUUGGUCGUAUUGAUUUUCAAAUUAAAAUCAAUGGACAAAGAGUCGAAGCAGGUGAAAUUGAAAUGACAAUUAUGAAUUGGUCACCAGAUGAAAUUACUGGUUGUUUAGUUCUAAAAUUGACGGAAAAUGACAAAGAUUCUCUUGUUGCUUAUUUGAUUUCUAAAAAUAAACAAAUUAAUGUUGAAUCAUUAAGAAAUUAUUGUCGUGAACGACUUCGUCAAUAUAUGAUUCCAACGCAUUUUCUUAUAUUAAAUCGUUUUCCUUUAAAUACAAAUGGAAAAAUCGAUCGAAGUCAAUUACCAUUUCCAUCUGAAAAUCAAUUAAUCGAAGAUUUACAAAAUUAUGAAAAACCUAUGAAUACUUUAGAAGAAGAAAUUCAUUCUUUAUGGUGUUCGAUUUUGAAUUGUAAGAAAAUUUCUCGUCAUACAAAUUAUUUUUCACUGGGUGGAACAUCACUUUCAUUAGUACAACUUUUUAAUCAUUAUCAAUUUCAUUUAGCAAAAGAUAAACAAUUAAAUAUUUUUGAUUUUUUCAAUCAUCCAACAAUUGCUGAACAUGCACAAUUUGUUGAAAAUGAUCAAGGAAAAUCUCUUCUCGUAUGGAAACCUUUACAUUUAAUUCGAGGUCAAACUUCAUUUGCUCAAGAACGAAUUUGGUUAGAUGAAAUUGUUCGUUUUCAAUCGAAUGAAACAAAAAAAUUGGCGAUCUAUAAUGAAACAUUGAUGUAUAAGGUGACAUCUUCUUCUCUUUCAAUAUCUCGUCUUCGAAAUGCUCUUUCACUUGUCAUUCAACAACAUUCAUCACUUCGAACGCGUAUUUCGUAUGAAAAUGAAAAUUUAAUUCAAGAAGUUCUUCCAAUGUCAAAUGAACUUUAUGAAUUCGAAAUCACAAUUGUUAAAAAUGAAAAUGAUAUUAUGAAAAUAAUUCAUUCUGAAGAAACGAAUUCAUCUCUAUUUAAUCCAAGUCAAGGUCGUGUUUUUCGUUGUCAUUUAUUAACUUAUUCAUCUCAUGAUGAUUAUCUUCAUGAAAAUGAUCUUCUUCUUUUUAAUUUUCAUCAUCUAUCAAUGGAUGGAAUGUCAAAUGUUAUUUUUAUUAAAUCAAUUCAACAAGCGUAUAAAACACAACAUCUUUCCGAUGAUUUACAAUCUUCUUCUUUAACUUAUCUUGAUUAUGUUCAAUAUGAACGAAUAGAAGAUAUGUCUAAUGCACGACACUAUUGGAUUGAUGCUUUAAAACAUUUGAAAACAUCACAUAUUCCAUAUAAUUCUUCGAAACGAACAGGAAAUGGGUUAACAAUGUCAUUUCAACUUGAUUCUUCACUUGUAAAAGAUUUAUUUCAAUUUGUAAUUCAAUCGAAUUUGACUUUAUUUCAAGUUGGUUUAACAACUUUCUUUAUUUUUCUUUCAAAAGUUUUUAAUGAAGAAAAAGAUGAUCAUCUUUGUACUUUGAUUGUCUUAGCCAAUCGAUAUCGCCAUGAACUUGAAAAGAUGAUUGGUUUAUUUGCUAAUUCAUUACCAUUUCCAAUUCAAAUGAAUUCGAAUGAAACAUUUCAACAAAUGUCUUCUCGAGUACAACAAAUUUGGUUUCAACUUUUACCUCAUUCUCAUUUACCAUUUCAAGAAAUUGUUAAACUUUAUCCUUCUCUUGGAUCUUUAUUUACUCAAACAACAUUUAUUGUUCAAUCACCAACACAAAAUGGAAUGCAAAACAUUGAACUUGAUGAAAAUAUUCAAUUGGAAUUGAUUGAACGAUAUAAAGUCGCAGGAAAUAUCGCUAAAUUAGAUUUCUCCUGUACUCUUCAUGAAGAUCGAAUCAAUGAAACGAUUUCUAUAUCAAUCAAUGCUUCUCGAGAUGUUUAUGAUCAGACAACAAUAUCAACAAUGGCACAACGUUUUCAGAAUUUACUUCGACAAAUUUUCUCUGAUUUAUUUGUUUCGCAAUUUUCAAUUUUACUUCCUGAAGAACAACAAAUACCUCGUCAUGAUCAUUUCAAUAAUGAUUUUCUCUUUCCAAUUCUUCCAAUUCAUCAAACAGUUACACAAGCUCCAAGUUCGUAUGUACAAAAUGAUUUUUGUCUUCAUCUCGAAAAACAACAAGAAUUCGUUGCAAAUCUUCCAUUUAUUUAUCGUCUUUCAUCUGGAAAUACUUUGUCAAUGAAACAAUUGUUAAAAGCUUUACAAAUAGUUGUAUUAAGACAUGAUUCACUUCGUACAAGUAUUUCGUUUGAUAAAGAGAAAAACAUGUUUAUACAAAAUAUCAUCAAUUCAAAUAAUAAUAAUGAAAAGACAAAUUUCUUUACAUUUAUUGAAAGUAUUUAUGAAACAGAAAAAGAACUUUCUCAACUAAUCGAUAAUGAACAAAAUAAUUCGAAAUUAUUUCAUCUUAAUGAAGGUAUUGUUUUUCGAUUUCAUCAUAUUUCUUCAUCUAAUUUUCAUUCGUCUGAUGAUAUUUUGAUCUUUAAUUUUCAUCAUGCCAUAUUUGAUAUCUUCUCUAUGGAAAUCUUUUUCCAAGAUCUCAUUCGAGCAUAUACAAAAAGUGACUUUUCGGAAGAUAUCGAUCGACCAUUGUUGCAAUAUAUCGAUUAUUCUGUUGCUGAACAUCGAAUGUCGAUGAAUGUUGCAAAUACUUUUUGGCUUGAAACACUUCAAGAUUAUGAUAUGAAUCGAACAUUAUCAUUACCAUUUGAUCGAUAUUUGAUCAUUGGUGAACAACAGAUCAAACAUCAUAUUUCAGUCGUGUUUUUCGUUGUCAUUUAUUAA
This is a messenger RNA of Adineta ricciae, 3993 nucleotides long. The record is from the annotation of a GenBank genome assembly. Lineage: Eukaryota; Metazoa; Rotifera; Eurotatoria; Adinetida; Adinetidae.